Messenger RNA from Salmo salar (Atlantic salmon), 1164 nucleotides. Lineage: Eukaryota; Metazoa; Chordata; Actinopteri; Salmoniformes; Salmonidae. The record is from RefSeq and is a predicted model, not a curated record.
CUAUUGUAUCACUGUCUCCCAAGACGAGGGGGUGACAGUGGGCUAGGGUUGGAGGCUUCGCACCAGUGAAAGUAAGCUAAUCCGACUCGUGUUUCGUUCGUGCCAAGAACGGGCGGAGACACAAAAAGUUAAGGGAACGGACGCGGACUGGCUAUGUUGCGAAAUCUAUUUUUCUAAUUCGUAGAUUAGGCAACAAGAAGUUGAGUUUGUGGAAUUAGGCAUACUAAAGUGAUUUUGUAUCUGAAAGGAAAAGCGCCAAAGGACUCCAGAGCGCAAGGAUGGCUGUGUCGGUCUCAAGGGACCUGUCAGUGAGCGUGACGACGGACAUCAACUCGGAUAAACUGACCUACAGACAGCGGGCUCUGCGCGAGAGCAUCCAGAAAGGCGAGCCAAAGGCUUUGGGGGUGUCCCAGGUAAUGAUUGGGUUGAUGGUGAUGUCCUACUCCAUCCCCCUCCUCUCCACUGAGUUCACAGAGGUCGUGACCUUUGGGGUACCCUGGUGGAGUGGCCUAUCGCUGGGUGUGUGUAUGGUAGUGACACUGGUGGCCAUUUUGGUUUCUCUCCUGGCCCUCAUCUUCUACUUCAUUGAUCUCCACAAUAACCCAGAGACACCGUGUAACCACCCCCUGGCCGCCGCAACACACUACGGGGAGGAGUAUGAAUGUGACCACCAGCACUAUGCCACUGUGUUCAGUUAUGGAGUAAAGUCGUCCCUCCUUCUCUUUACCAUCAUCCAGAUCAUCGUCUCCUCGACGCUCUCUUACAUCCUGUACAAAAAGAGGAGGGGUUUCGGACCAUACUCAUCUAUCAAUCAAGAUGUUCCCUCGACUCCCAUACAGGUCACUGCCCCCAACUUCAACUGACCAAUAACAGCUGCAGAAGGACUUUAACUGACCAAUCACAUCUACAGACAGAUUUCCACCAAUUCCCCUGUUAUGAUACUGAUGAUUUGUCCGCCACUGAUGGUUUGUUUAAGUUUCUACCAUUGUGGCUUUAUGUUAUGUCUUUGAAUGUGUAACAUGAGGCUGUGGAAUUGAUUUGGAUGUGAUUCCAUAGUAUGCAGUGUUUUACUACAAUGCAGUGUUAAAUAAUGGUUUAAUUUUCCCUAAAUUCCUCAUUUGUUUUGUAUAUUAUCACCUAAAUAAAAUCAUUUAUAUAAAAAAA